Messenger RNA from Somion occarium, 1134 nucleotides. The record is from the annotation of a GenBank genome assembly. Lineage: Eukaryota; Fungi; Basidiomycota; Agaricomycetes; Polyporales; Cerrenaceae.
AACGCUUUACAACACUACUCAACACUCUACGCCCACCAUGCCAAGCAACAUCUCGCCCUAUUACAUUCAUUAACAGCGCCAUCGCGGUAUAUAAUACUGCCGCAUUCCAUUGAUUUGGCCAAGUCACGCACCGCCUAUUCCUGACGCUGUGCUCUUUCUAAUCCCUCACCAAUACCCGACCGUACACUUUCAGAUAUUUCUCUCUAGGAUCACGUUCAGAGAUCUGUAAAUGCCGGUCAGAUGCAAACGAUUGAUAAGAACGCUGAAUAACGGGAGAAUUCCGUCAUGUGAUGCUAGUCUACAUAUAUCUCGCGAAAUCUCUCUCACUCCUGUUCUUUCGAUCUUCGACGAUUCAUUCUUCUCUUCUCCUGAUAUCUACUACUGUAACCUCUCGCAAUGGCCAACCCUACUGUCCGAGUCGGCGACGUAGUCCCCACCGGUACGUUCUGGUAUGUCCCAUACACUCCCGAGACAGACGAUCUCGCUGCUUGUGGUGUCCCUACGAAGAUCAGUACAGAUGCAUGGAAGGGCAAGAAAGUUGUCCUGAUCUCUGUUCCUGGAGCUUUCACUCCAACCUGCCACGCCAACCAUCUGCCGCCAUACAUUCAGAAAUACGACGAAUUCAAAGCAAAGGGUGUUGAUCAGAUUGCUGUCGUCACCGCCAAUGAUGCCUUUGUGAUGAGCGGAUGGGGAAAGGCUUUGGGAUUCAAGGAUAAGUCGCAACUGACUGAGACAUUCCCACAGAUUCUUCCCCUGUCAGAUCCCACAGCAGCCUGGACCUCCCAACUCGGUCUCUCCGUCGAUCUUUCCAAGGCAAACGAGCUCGGUCUCGGCCUCCGAACUUCCCGUUUCGCACUCAUUCUUGAUGAUCUCAAGAUCACCUACCUUGGUGUCGAGCCGGCCCGCGGUGUCACCGUCUCAGGCGCCGACGCUGUACUAGCUGCUCUCUAAUGCCGCUAGCUUCCAAGUGUUCACAGACUAUCGCAUUGAGGGCGAAGCUAAAUUGAUGAUAUAGAAGGACAUAGUCGGGGUAAUCGUAGCGGAUUGAUUCAGACCCGUAGAAAUUCAGCUCUUUGUAAACUAUCGUACUAGAAAUGUAAAGUAUGUUGUCGGUAUAUAUGCGUGUCUCGACGC